Messenger RNA from Fusarium venenatum, 2190 nucleotides. RefSeq lists its product as uncharacterized. The record is from RefSeq and is a predicted model, not a curated record. Lineage: Eukaryota; Fungi; Ascomycota; Sordariomycetes; Hypocreales; Nectriaceae.
AUGACGCGCCUGAGAGACGUCGCUGUCUUAUUUGCCGGCUCUGUUGUCUGGGCGCAGGAUCCCCAGCAAAUCCUUAAUGGAGGCUCUGGGCUGUUGACAACGCCAUUGGGCACUCAAGCUAGCACACUGGGCUCAUGUUUGAUCGGCUCGGCGUGCCAGAGAGUGGGCAAGAAAAUCACCAUCGACGAUAUUGUCAUCUCCACCGACGGUAAUGGAAACACAAAGUGUUGUCCCCUGGGCACCACCUUCAACGGGUCCAGCUGUGUCUAUCCCAAAUCCACUGUCUGUCCUCCUGACAUGCACUUUGCAAAUGGUGUUUGUGUCCUCACCUCUGGACCUGUCUGCGAGGACAAAAACUUGGUGCCGACUAAGGACGGCUGUGCCUCAAAGGUACCGCCCAUCUGUCCUCCAGAUACUAUACUGGAGAACGACCAGUGUGUGAUGAAGAAGGAACCAACUUGCCCAGGUGGAAAGAAGAUUGUGAACGGACUCUGUACUGUCGACCAAGUACCUAAAUGCCCUCAAAAAGGGUUCCAUGCCCAGGGUAAUCUCUGUGUCUCGGAAGAAGGCCCAACAUGUCACCAAGACUGGCUGAAGGUGGUCGAUGGCAAGUGUGUGCAUACCAAACAGCCCAGCUGUCCAUCGGGUACCAAACCAAGCGGGUCAGGCCGGUGUAUCUCUGAGCAACCCCCAUCCUGUCCAGCUGGGUUCACUGUUUCCGGCGACACAUGUUUGCACCUUACCGGGCCGUCUUGCCCUUCCGGGUCUGCGUUCCGGAACGGCGUAUGCGAAUACAGCAGGACGCCUUCCUGUAAUCAAGGAACCCUAAACAAUGGCGAAUGUGUGGCCGACAGUCAGCCCGAAUGCCCGCAGGGUUUCAAACUCGAUCAAGUCACAGCUCGUUGCCUGAGACGGGUUCAACUCAACUGCCAGGCCGGAUUUGUGAACAGAUGGGACCGCAUCAAUGACAAGAUAGCGUGCUGCCCCAAAGACUUUGGAGAAUUCGAUGGCACUUUUUGCACCAAGGACAACACAGGCUCGGUUACAUGCCCCUCCAACUCGGAACUUCGUGACGGUAAGUGCGUCACGAGCCCGGGAAGCCAGCCAGAUUGUGACGGUGGUAAGGGCUUCGUUGAGAAGGGCGUCUGCUACAAGAAGGAGGAAGCCUUCUGCCCGAGCCCUCUCAAAGCCUUCAAGGAUAAGUGCGUCUACGAAACGGAUCCCUACUGCGCCGAUGGCAAGCUAUCUCCCAGUCGCAUGGAGUGCAUUGUUGAAGGCCCCAACUGUCCAGAUGGCUCAAUUGUUAUCGAUGACGAGUGCGUCUCCAACGUUCACAUACCCGAAUGCCCUAGCAAUCUCAAGCCCAAAGACGGCGCUUGUGUGGGCGAGCCCACUCUCAGCUGUCCACCUGGAACCAUCAGGAACGGUGAAUACUGUAUCUACGAGCAUGUGCAGCCUGGCUGCAAGGAUGGCCUCUUACUAUUGGGCUCUCAGUGUGUUACUCGUACAACUGCCAAAUGUCCGGAUGAUACGAUGCCGGAAGGGGAGUACUGUGUCUCUAUGAAGAACCCGAUCUGCCCGGAGCCCGAUUACAUCUUCUCACUUCAGAGACGUGCUUGUAUCCACAAGUACAGACCAUCUUGUCUCCCUCCUUUUUACCUAAAGAACGGACGGUGUGUUAUCGACAACCAGCCAACUUGUCCGCCGGAUACAGUUCGUAGUGGAGACACUUGUAUCAAGAGGGCCAACUGUUCCGGGGACUACACCCUAGUCGGAGAUCGGUGCGUUUCCAACAAGGGCCCAGAAUGCUCAGACCCCUCCACCGAGUUCGAUGAGAAGACGGGCCAGUGUGUCUCCCGUGUCGAAACCCCUUCCUGUGCGGAUGGAAGCGUCCUCUCCAACGGCAAGUGCACUUUACGAGCCGAUUGCCCUCCCAACACCACCCCAAUGGGUGAUUACUGUGUUUCAUACCAAAAGCCGGCCUGUCGGGAUGGUUUUACCCUCGAAAACGGCGAGUGUGUCCUCAAGAAGGGGCCAUCCUGCCCACCUGGCUUUGUCGCCCGGGGCACGGACUGCUUCUCGUCCAAGAAACCUAUCUGUCCCCCAGACAGUAUCAUGGAUGGUGAUCGCUGUAUUAUUGGGGUUAACCCAGACUGCAUCAUUCUGGGCACCUGCCCUGAAAUCGCUUAG